AUGGCAGCGAUGUCCGUUAUUGGUAUUGAUUUUGGUAACGAAUCGUGUUAUAUUGCUGUAGCAAAAGCAGGUGGCAUUGAGACAAUAGCCAACGAUUACAGUCUUCGGGGUACUCCAUCAUGUGUGGCAUUUUCACCAAAGAAUCGAAUUAUAGGAGUGGCCGCAAAAAAUCAAAUGGUAACAAAUAUGAAGAAUACUGUUUUUGGAUUCAAGAGGCUUUUGGGACGGAAAUUUUCAGAUCCACAUGUUCAAAAAGAGUUAAAACAUUUUCCAUUCAGGGUUGAACAGAGGGGAGAUGGCGGAAUUGGUAUCAGGGUCAGUUAUCUAGGUGAAGACAAUGCAUUUAGUCCUGAACAGAUCACUGCAAUGUUGUUCACAAAGUUGAAAGACAUUGCAGCUACUGCAUUACAAACACAGAUUAAUGAUUGUGUGAUUUCGGUGCCAAGUUACUUUACAAAUGCUGAAAGGAAUGCUCUUUUGGAUGCUGCUGCAAUUGCUGGGCUUAAUGUUUUGCGCCUUAUGAAUGAAACUACUGCUACUGCUCUUACAUAUGGUAUUUACAAGCAAGAUCUGCCAGCUCCAGAAGAGAAGGCUCGAAAUGUUGUUUUUGUUGAUUUUGGUUACACAUCACUUCAGGUAGCAGCUUGUGCUUUUAAUAAAGGUAAACUUCGAGUUCUAGCUACUGCCACUGAUCCGUACUGUGGUGGAAGAGACAUUGAUAUGGCUUUGGCUGAAUAUUUCUGUCAAGACUUUGUAACACGGUUUAAAUUGGAUCCUAAGAAAAAUCAGAGGGCCUUUUUACGCCUGUUGCAAGAAGUUGAGAAAUUGAAGAAGCAAAUGUCAGCAAACAGCACCCGUUUGCCGCUUAACAUAGAAUGCUUCAUGGAGGAGCGUGAUGUGUCCAGUGAUAUGCAGAGAUCACAAAUGGAACAGCUCUGUAGUGAAACAUUUACAAGGGUUGAAAGAACUUUAAGAGCUAUUUUACAUAAUGCUAAACUACGACCAGAGGAUAUCUAUGCAGUUGAAAUUGUGGGUGGCUCUACCAGAAUCCCUGCAGUUAAGAGUUUAAUUGAACAAGUAUUUGGAAAGCACGCUUCUACUACUUUGAAUCAGGAUGAGUCUGUAGCACGAGGUGCAGCUCUCCAGUGUGCUAUGUUGAGCCCUGCUGUUCGUGUGCGUGAAUUCAGCAUUACUGAUGUGCAACCUUACGCUGUGCGUCUUGCAUGGGAUGCUGCUCGUGGUGAAGACGGUGAUAUGGAGAUUUUCCCACCUUUCCAUGCUGCUCCAUUUUCAAAGAUGUUGAGUUUCUACAGAAAAGAACCAUUUUCAGUUAGUGCUUAUUACUCUGGCCAAGUACCCUAUCCAGACACCUUUAUUGGUCAGUGGCACAUCCGAGAUGUCCAACCAACUCCAGAAGGAGAAUCACAGAAAGUAAAACUUAAAGUUAGAGUAAACAUCCAUGGCAUCAUAACAGUUGCCUCUGCAUCGCUUGUGGAGAAGAAACAGGAUUCUUCCCAAAGCGAAAAUGUAGAUAUGGAGAAUGUUAAUGAGAAUAAUCAGAACAGCCAAGAGGCUCCAAUGGAUACUAAUGGUGGUGCUCAAGAGCAACAACAAAAUGGACCAGAUAACCAAGAGGAAAGUAAUGAUGAUAAAAAGGAUAAAUCUAAGGAGAAGUCAAAAAAAGUGCUUGUGAAAACAGUAGAGCUGCCCAUCGAUUCUCGAACCCAUGGAUUUUCACAGCAAGAUGUCAACACCUACAUGGAGCAAGAGGGAAAAAUGCAAGCACAGGAUAGACAGGAGAAAGAACGCGCAGACGCUCGUAACGCACUUGAAGAAUAUGUGUAUGAGCUUCGUGGAAAGCUCUCUGAAGGAGAGACUUUACAUGACUUUGUUGCGGACGAACAGCGUCACCGACUUGUAAACCAACUUGAUGGGCUUGAGCAAUGGCUCUAUGAUGAGGGUGAGGACCAGAAUAGACAGGUGUAUAGUGACAAAUUAUCAGAAUUACGAACGGAAGGCGAACCCAUAAAGCAGCGACGCCUGGAGUUCGAACUGCGCCCCGGCGCGUUGGACGAUUACGCUUUAUCUAUUCAAUUAACUAAUAAGGCUGUCGACCAAUACAGGUAA
Molecule: messenger RNA, 2127 nt
Organism: Parnassius apollo (apollo)
Lineage: Eukaryota; Metazoa; Arthropoda; Insecta; Lepidoptera; Papilionidae
Source: the annotation of a GenBank genome assembly